AUGGUUUUUAUUUUUUGUUGUUACAGCAGAAUGACCGAUAGAAAGAAAUAUAGGCCAAAAGUUAUGGAUACCAGUGAAAAAAUGAAGAGGAAGAAAAGCUGUAAUGAUCCUCUCUCCUCCUCGAAGAAGAAAUGUAAUCAUCCUUCCUCCAUGGAUCCAACUGCUGAUCCCACCUCCACUAAUCCCACCUCCUUCAAUCUAGUUGAUCCCACUGUUAAUCAUCCACCAAGUUCAUCCAACCCCAUAUGCAAUGAGGAAAUAUCUUUCUUCAACAAAGAUUGCAAACAGUGGUAUGAGAACUACAUUAAUUAUAGGCCUUUGUUAUUGGAGAGGGGUGUUUUACUAGAUCAAUUAAAAGAGGUAGGAUGUGAUGUUAUUUUUUCUCUUCAUCAAUGGAAUUCUGCAAUAGAUAUCAAGAAGACGGAUAAAACAUAUAAUACAUUGGUGAAGAUAUUUUAUUCUAAUAUGCAUGAUAUUGAUAGAGAUGAUUACAAGUUUAAGUCCCUUGUGAGGAACGUAAGUUUUGAAGUAACUCCAGAGUUAGUUUCAAACAUAUUGGGAGUUCGCCAACUCUUCAUUUCUAACAAUACCCUUACCUAUCCAUUCAAGAAUUUUAAGGACAUACCUAAGCUGAAAGAUGUUCAUGCAGAAGUUGAGGGUAUACCUAAUAAAUUUAGUGAGAGUGUUGACAAUCCAGAAUUUUUUCAGCAAGACCUUACUCCCAAAUAUAGUAUGUUAAAUCUUAUAGUGGGGUACAAUAUUAUACCAAAAGGACAUACUGCUAAGUUUGGACUUCAUCAAGCUCAUCUCUUGUAUGUCAUUGGAAAGGGUAUAUGUAUAGAUUUACCUUGUUUAAUAGUUGAUGAAAUUAUUUCGGUACAAGGUAUAAAGGAUAGGCGACGAUGUCUCUCAUUCCCAAUUUUGAUUGCAAAGAUUAUGGAGGAUUGUGGAGUUGUGAUUCACUCAAGCGACACUUAUUUCACUCCCAUGAGUCCAAUUUAUGGUGGGACAAUAAAGAAGAGUUUGGGGCAAGGGAAGAAGAAUACAACUCAGCAACCGCAGCCACAAGUCGAGAAUGAAGUUGAAGCUGAGGAUGAUGAAGCCCAAACCCAUGAUGUCCCAAAUUCUUCAACCGCUGGUGUCCCAAAUUGUUCCAUAACUGGUGUCCCAAAUUCUUCCACAGCUAGUCUUCCUCUUGAUGCAUUGCAGGUAUAUGGAAUGUUGCUGGUACGAUUGACUAGAAAGAUGGAGGAAUUUGAAAAUUCUCAAAAUAAAAUAAAGGAUACUCAAAAUGAAAUAAAGGAGUCUCUGAAGAGGAUGGAUAGUAGGUUGGAUAGAAUUGAGUCUAUUUUUAUGAAAAGCAAAGAAAUAACUAUGAAGUGA
Molecule: messenger RNA, 1383 nt
Organism: Ilex paraguariensis (yerba mate)
Lineage: Eukaryota; Viridiplantae; Streptophyta; Magnoliopsida; Aquifoliales; Aquifoliaceae
Source: the annotation of a GenBank genome assembly